This is a messenger RNA of Tetrahymena thermophila SB210, 2499 nucleotides long. Its product is annotated as plant dual-specificity MAP kinase kinase family domain protein. The transcript has 8 exons. NCBI's taxonomy places the organism in Eukaryota, Ciliophora, Oligohymenophorea, Hymenostomatida, Tetrahymenidae. Gene Ontology annotation, molecular function: ATP binding; protein kinase activity. The record is from RefSeq and is a predicted model, not a curated record. Gene Ontology annotation, biological process: protein phosphorylation.
AUGAGUAAAUAGUCUAAAUUAUCAGAUUAUGAAUAAAAGUAUAAAGAAAUAGAAUUAAUAGGUAGAGGCACUUAGGGUUCUGCAAUGCUUGUAGAGUGUCGUUCAGAUAAAAAAAGGUAUGUAUCAAAGAAGGUUAUAUUAACUAAUCUAAGUGAGAAAGAUUAAAACAAUGCUAUCUAAGAACUUAAACUAUUGAGAGAAAUGAAGCACCCAAAUAUAGUUAAAUUUAUAGAAAGCUACAAAGAAAAAAAUAAAGUUAUCAUUAUUAUGGAAUAUUGUGAAUAUGGCGAUUUAUCGUAAUUAAUCAAAUAAAAAAGUGCAAAAGGAGAGUAAAUUGAAGAAAGCAUUAUCCUAUAAUGGUUUAUAUAAAUAUGUUCUGCUUUAAGCUUCAUCCAUAGCAAAAAAGUUAUUCAUAGGGAUAUUAAAUCAAGCAACAUUUUCUUAACAAAAAGUAAUUGUGUUAAAAUUGGUGAUUUUGGCAUUUCUAAGUAAUUAGAAAACUCAAUGGAUAAGGCAAAUACACUUGUUGGAACUCCUUAUUAUUUAUCACCAGAAGUUUGCUAAAAUAAACCUUAUACCUAUAAAUCAGAUAUGUGGUCACUCGGUUGUGUGAUUUAUGAGCUAUGCUCUUUGAAGCAUCCAUUUUAAUCCAACAGUUUGAUGAGCUUAGUUAUGAAGAUUGCAACAGAAAAAGCACCUAAAAUUCCAUAAAACUACUCACUUAUGACAAAUGGAUUUAUAAGGUCUUUACUAUAAAAAAUACCUGAGAAAAGGCCUUCUGCUUAAGAUAUUUUAAAUAACCAGAAUAUAAAAAAACUAAUGAAAGAAUUUGUCCAACAAAAAUAAGAAAUGGUGAAUGAUAUUUAAAAUAUGAAGCAAAUUUUGAUAUCUAAAGGAGCUUCUUAGGGAGAAAUUACAUUAAUGGAAAAGUAACUACAAGAAAAGAUAUAAAGAUAAUAAGAAUAGGUGAAGGCAUAAAUUUAGGCUUAAAGUUAGCUUAUGAGCAAUGAAUCUGCAAAAAAACAAUAACCUAACUAAUCAAAAAUUGUUAGUAAUCAAUCAAAGUAAUCUUAUGUAUAGUCUUAAUAUAUUAAGGAUGAAAGUGAAAAGAGAGAUUAACUUAGUAUCACUUAGUAGGAGAGAGAAAUAUAACAAUAACUAUCAAACUUAUAAUCUGAAGUAAUGAAAAGUUACUAAAGAUUAAGUACUCCUUAAAAUUCCUCUAAAAAAGAUAAGAGUUCACAAUGUUUUAAAGAUUCUGAUGCCACUAUAAAAAGUGAAAUGAUACAAACAUCUUCAAAUAAAAAAGGAAGAUAAAUGCAAGCAAUCUAAGAUGCAACUAAUUAUUCGGAUGGAGAAAAUACUAUUUAGUCAAUAGCAGUAUCUUAAUUUGAAAACACAAAUAAAAAGCAAAUUGUAUAAUCUAACAUUAGUAAUGUAAGCUGCUAGUAAAACAAAAAAGACUAAUUAGAAAGUACAGUAAAGUCUUUCAUUGCAGAAGAUUCAUAGGAAUACCAUUCAAGCAGUUUAGGAAAAUCUAAGCGUGAAUAAAACUAUUCAACUGAAAUAAAAAAUGAGAGCUAAAAUUCAGAGACUAAUUCAUCAUUUUAUACAAGCAGUGAAGGUGAAAGGGAAAGUGAUAGUGAUAACUAAAGUGAAAAAUUUACUCCUUCAAUGGCUCUAGACUUAGUUCAAAAUGAAUCGAUAUUACUCUCUAAGUUCUUGGUGAGUGACAAAAUUUUGGAUAGUUAACAAGAAAAUUAGAAACCAAUUUAGUAAAUUGAAAAUCAGAAGUAAGCUUUUUGUGAUAUUUAAGAAUACUCAACAGAAAAUCCUGUUAUUUUUGGAAGCAGAUAAAAUUAAAAUAAUGAUAAUCUUACUGAAACUAGUGUUUCUUUAAAUGUUUCUUUGACAUAAGAUUCUGUGUUUUUAAAAUCUAAGCUUGGAUUAACGGGUAAGACAUUUUUGUAAAACAACUUGGUUAAUUUAGCAAGUAAAACAGAUAAAGAUGAAGACCAAAAAUUUUAAUUAAAUAAAAACAACAUUAUAGUUAGCUAAGAAAAAAGCAAUGAUAAAUGUGAUGAUUUAUAUAAUAAUAACCUUUAGUUUAAAUUAGAAAAAAAUAGUAAUAGCUUAAAACAUAAUAGUUAAAAAUCAGAAGAUACUGAAGAGUACUAUGAAGACGAUUUUGAAGAGUAUGAAGAUGAUUUUGAAGAGUAUUAAGAGGAUGAAGAUGAUUAAAAUGGUUAAGAUAAAUCUAAAACUAGUUAAAAAUUUGAUUGCCAUUUUCUAUACGAAUCUGAUGAAGAAAAAUAUGAAGAUGACUAUGAUUAAUUAGAUGAUAUUCUAAGUAUUUACAAAGAUUAAUUAAAUAAUCAUUAAAAUGAUGACAAAAUGUCAGAAAGUCUCUACAAGUUUGACUUAACAGAAAUUAUUGAAGAAUCUUUAGAAAAUUCUGCAGCCUUUACAUAAAAAUCAUCAUAAAUAUAUGAGCUUUGA